Molecule: messenger RNA, 906 nt
Organism: Falco peregrinus (peregrine falcon)
Lineage: Eukaryota; Metazoa; Chordata; Aves; Falconiformes; Falconidae
Gene: SCNM1
Product: sodium channel modifier 1
Biological process (GO): RNA splicing
Cellular component (GO): nucleus
Source: RefSeq, a predicted model, not a curated record
UCCCAUAGUAACCGCGGGCCGGCGCCGGGGCUGCCAUGUCCUUCAAGCGGGAGGGGGACGACCCCGGUCAGCUGGGGGUGCUGCAGAAAAGACGUAUCGCGGACCUGUUGGCCAACUACAUCCCCGAGGAUGAGGCACUGCUGCUGAGGAGCGGGAGGUACGCCUGCACAGUGUGUGCCCACCGCCCUGUCUUCGACACGCUGGACGUGCUGACAGUCCACAGAGCCGGCAAGAAGCACAUGGGCAGCCUGCAGCGCUUCUACAGCAGGAAGCGCUCACUCCAGGACGCGGCUCAGAAGCGGCGGCACGAGGAGGAGCUGCAGGCAGAGGAGGCAGGCACACAGGGCUCCCCGGCCCCUCUUCUGGCACAGACGAGGAGGAUUGCCCGGAAUGCUCUGCUCAAAGCAGCUCCCUACAGCAGCUGCUGCCGGAGGACGGGGGUGGAGGGAAGCAGCUCACGAGCUGGUGUCACCCAGAUGGGGCUGAGUGCUGCCCCGAUGCUGCCAGAGCCGUCGCAGAAGAACGGAGCAGCCCUGGACGCCAGCCCUGCAGCCCUGCUGCCGGGGCACCGCAGCAGGCGAGUGGGUGCCCCGAAGACAGCUCCGGCGCGGACGCAGCAAGGCAGCAAAGGAAAAGCCUCAUCAUCAGUCCCGAGCCAGGCUGAAGCCCUCAGCCCCGAGAGGCGCCAGGCCCUGGAGCGAUACCUGCAGCUGCGCAGUGCCGGCUGGAUCCAAGACCGCUCUGGCAAGUGGGUGAAGGAUGAGAACGCUGAAUUUGACUCUGACGAGGACGAACCACCUGCGCUGCUGCCGGCCUGAGGCCCCCCUGGGCUCCUCUGGUCCCCACGGGGACUGUCCCCCUGCAGCUGUCCCCACACCUGCCAUUAAUAGAGGCAGCUGGAGAGGA